Sorex fumeus (smoky shrew) is the source of this 6588-nucleotide messenger RNA. It is a transcript of the gene FHOD3, whose product is annotated as formin homology 2 domain containing 3. The transcript has 29 exons. Lineage: Eukaryota; Metazoa; Chordata; Mammalia; Eulipotyphla; Soricidae. Gene Ontology annotation, molecular function: actin filament binding. Bases 148 to 4992 code for a protein of 1614 amino acids. Gene Ontology annotation, cellular component: cytoskeleton; cytoplasm. The record is from RefSeq and is a predicted model, not a curated record. Gene Ontology annotation, biological process: cardiac myofibril assembly; actin filament network formation; cortical actin cytoskeleton organization.
GCAGCGGGGCGCGCCGGAGCCUGCGAGCCCGCGAGCCAGCAGCGAGCGGCGGCCGCGGCCUCUCUCCCCCUCGCGCUGCGCCCGGCGUUGCCCGCCCGCGGCCCCGAUCGUGCCGGGGGCCCGCGCCCCCCGCGGCAGGGAUGCAUCAUGGCCACGCUGUCUUGCCGGGUGCAGUUCUUGGACGACACGGACCCUUUCAACAGCACCAACUUCCCGGAGCCCAGCCGGCCGCCGCUCUUCACGUUCCGCGAGGACCUCGCGCUCGGCACCCAGCUGGCCGGGGUCCACCGGCUGCUGCGGGCGCCGCACAAGCUGGACGAUUGCACACUGCAACUCUCCCACAAUGGCACCUACCUGGACUUGGAGGCCACGCUAGCAGAGCAGCGGGACGAGUUCGAAGGCUUCCAGGAUGACGCCGGGCGGGGCAAGAAGCACAGCAUCAUUCUGAGGACGCAGCUAUCUGUGAGGGUCCACGCCUGCAUUGAAAAACUGUACAACUCCAGUGGACGAGACUUAAGAAGGGCCCUUUUCUCCCUGAAGCAGAUAUUUCAGGAUGACAAGGAUUUGGUGCAUGAAUUUGUUGUGGCUGAAGGUCUGACAUGUUUGAUCAAGGUGGGAGCAGAGGCAGAUCAGAACUACCAGAACUACAUUCUGAGAGCUUUGGGCCAGAUCAUGUUGUACGUGGAUGGGAUGAAUGGAGUAAUAAACCAUAAUGAAACCAUUCAGUGGCUGUACACUCUCAUUGGGUCCAAGUUCCGGCUGGUGGUGAAGACAGCCCUGAAGCUGCUGCUUGUCUUUGUGGAGUACUCAGAGGCCAAUGCCCCGCUGCUGAUCCAGGCCGUGUCUGCUGUCGACACAAAAAGAGGAGUUAAACCCUGGUCAAACAUCAUGGAAAUCCUGGAGGAAAAAGAUGGGGUCGACACGGAGCUCCUGGUUUAUGCAAUGACUUUAGUGAAUAAGACAUUGUCCGGAUUGCCAGACCAGGACUCCUUCUACGAUGUGGUGGACUGCCUGGAGGAGCUGGGCAUUGCGGCCGUGUCCCAGCGGCACUUGAAUAAGAAAGGGACCGACCUGGACUUGGUGGAGCAGUUGAACAUUUACGAGGUGGCGCUGCGGCUGGAGGACGGCGACGACACGGCGGAGCCAGCCCCGCACGGGCGCCGGGAUCGGCGCAGGGCAAGCGUGUGUUCCGGGGCACCGGGGGAGACCCGGGGCCUGGACCGCAGGCGGAGCCGCCGGCACUCGGUGCAGAGUGCCCGGAGCCCGCUGUCGGCGCCCAGCAGCCCCUGCGCCCUGUCGGCACCUGCCUGCAAGCCCAGCCAAGUGCGAGACCUCUGUGAAAAGGAUGAGGAGGAGGAGGAGGAGGAAGAAGAAGAAGAACAGCCAAUCACGGAGCCCAAUUCAGAGGAAGAGAGAGAGGACAGUUCCUCUUGUCAGGGCAAAGACAGCCAGGCCAGCCCUACCUCAGAACAGAGCCCCCCAGAAAAGGAUGCUGCUUCCCAAAGUUCAUCCCUCCCUGCCUCCUCCAACACCAGCUUGCAGGGAAGGCAGCCUCCAGCAAGCACUGCAGCAGGGAGCUCCUUGUGCUGUGGGGCCUCUGGGCCUAGUCUGCUGUCACCUCCCACAACUGCCCCAGCCUCUCGACCCUCCUCCUCUACUCCUGGCCCUCCGAAGGCAUCACCCCCCCUAGAAAAGCUGCCCUACGUGCCCCACAGUCCCUUCCACCUCUUCUCCUAUGACUUCGAGGAUUCACCUAUCGCCUCCAAGGAAAAGGAUGCCGAGGCACAGAAGGAAAGCAGCACUUAUUCUUCCGAGCCCUACAACUUCCGGUCUUUCUCUUCUAAUAGAUACAGCAACUUUGGCAACAACUCUUACUCCUCCUCAAAACCCCCAUCCAGAUCUGCUCUGCCCACCACCUCCACAUCAUCGCUUUCACCCACGCAGGAAGCCAGACUGGACAGGUCAUCACCAAGUGGUCUUCUCACAUCAUCCUUUAGGCAGCACCAAGAGUCCUUGGCAGCUGAGAGAGAGCGACGGCGGCAGGAGAGAGAAGAACGGCUGCAGAGAAUAGAACGGGAAGAAAGAAACAAGUUCAACCGAGAGUAUUUAGACAAAAGAGAAGAGCAAAGACAAGCACGAGAAGAAAGAUACAAGUACUUGGAGCAGUUGGCAGCUGAGGCCCACGGGAAGGAGCUGAGGAGCCGGACUGCGAGCCAGGGCCGAGCUGACCUCUCCUUGGACCUGACCUCCCCCGCAGCCCCGGCUGCUUGCACCCCUCUGAGCCAAAGCCCUUCAUCUCCUGACUCCCAGGAGGCUCCUGGGGUCUCCUCCUCCUCCUCCCCAGGAGCACUGCAGCAUCCGACAGCGAGUACCAGGGAUCCUGAACCUGAAUCAGAGGCAGAAGCAGGAGCAGAGGCAGAGGCGGAACAGACUGCUGAUGAGGUCAACCCAGAAAUAACCCCGGCUCCCUUUGGAACGGAGAGCGAAGUGGAGCGAGCACUGGAACCAGAGCCAGAGGAGAGAGCCUCUCUCAGUGAGAAGGAGAGGCAGAACGAGGAAGUCAAUGAGAGGGACAACUGCUCUGCCUCCAGCAUCUCCUCCUCCAGCAGCACGUUAGAGAGGGAGGACAAGGAGGACAAGCCGUCCCGGGACCGGGGAACUGGCUUGUGGUCAGCCAGCGCUCAGGAUGCCGGUGUAAAUGAGCAGUGUGGCGACAUCCUCACCAACAAACGGUUCAUGCUGGACAUGCUGUAUGCCCAUACCCGAAAGCCCGUGGACGAGGAUGAGAAAGAGGAGGGUGAGGCCGGCAGGACCGAGCUGGGUGCAGAGGCAGUGGCCAGCUUGGCCAGCAGAAUAUCCACGCUGCAGGCCAAUUCCCUGGCCCAAGACGAGAGUGUGCGGAGGGUGGACGUUGGUUGCCUGGACAACCGGGGCAGCGUGAAGGCCUUCACGGAGAAAUUCAACAGUGGGGACCUGGGCAGAGCCACCCUCGCCCCUGAGACAGAGCCAGAUGACACGGUCUCAGAGAAAGCCCCGGCCCCGCAGAAGACGGAAUCGGACUACAUCUGGGACCAGCUCCUGGCCAACCCUAGGGAGCUCAAGAUCCAAGACAUGGACUUCACCGACCUGGGUGAAGAAGAUGACAUUGACGUCUUGGACGUGGACCUGGGUCCCAGGGAGGCCUCGGGGCCGCCACCCCCGCCCCCACCCAUCUUUCUGGGCCUGCCACCCCCUCCUCCUCCCCCCCUGUUGGAUGGUGUGCCCCCCCCUCCAGCCCCGGGUAAUUUAUUGGCUCCGCCUCCAGUGUUCAGUGCUCCUCAGGGCUCAGGGUGGCUCCAGGCCCCUAGGGGCCAGCCGGCAUUCACCAAGAAAAAGAAGACCAUCCGUCUGUUCUGGAACGAAGUGCGGCCUUUCGAGUGGCCAUGCAAGAACAACCGUCGCUGCCGGGAAUUCCUAUGGUCGAAACUGGAACCCAUUAAGGUGGACACGUCCAGACUGGAGCACCUGUUUGAGUCUAAAUCUAAAGAACUGUCCGUCUCCAAGAAAACUGCUGCAGAUGGAAAAAGGCAAGAGAUCAUCGUGCUGGACUCCAAGAGGAGCAAUGCUAUUAACAUCGGGCUCACAGUCCUGCCUCCUCCGAGGACCAUCAAGAUUGCCAUCUUGAAUUUUGAUGAAUAUGCCUUAAACAAAGAAGGAAUUGAGAAAAUUCUAACCAUGAUUCCCACUGAAGAAGAGAAGCAAAAAAUCCAAGAAGCCCAGCUGGCGAAUCCUGACGUCCCACUGGGCAGUGCAGAGCAAUUCCUCCUCACUCUCUCCUCUAUCAGUGAACUCUCUGCUCGUCUUCACCUCUGGGCAUUCAAAAUGGACUAUGAAACGACAGAAAAGGAAGUGGCAGAACCUCUUUUGGACCUGAAAGAAGGAAUAGACCAAUUGGAGAACAAUAAAACCUUGGGCUUUAUCCUGUCUACUCUCUUGGCCAUUGGGAACUUUCUAAAUGGAACUAAUGCCAAAGCAUUUGAAUUAAGCUACCUCGAGAAGGUUCCAGAAGUCAAAGAUACCGUGCACAAGCAGUCUCUUCUCCAUCACGUGUGCACCAUGGUGGUGGAGAAUUUUCCAGACAGCUCUGAUUUGUACUCAGAGAUCGGGGCCGUGACCAGGUCAGCCAAGGUCGACUUUGAUCAACUUCAGGAUAAUUUAUGUCAGAUGGAGAGAAGAUGCAAAGCUUCAUGGGAUCACCUCAAGGCAAUUGCAAAACAUGAAAUGAAACCAGUUUUAAAACAGCGAAUGUCAGAGUUCCUAAAAGACUGUGCAGAGCGAAUUAUAAUCUUAAAAAUUGUCCAUAGAAGAAUAAUUAACAGGUUCCAUUCCUUUUUGCUCUUUAUGGGCCAUCCACCUUAUGCAAUCCGGGAAGUGAAUAUAAACAAAUUCUGCAGAAUCAUCAGUGAAUUUGCACUGGAAUACCGUACGACACGGGAAAGGGUUUUGCAGCAGAAGCAGAAACGGGCCAACCACAGAGAGAGAAACAAGACCAGAGGGAAGAUGAUCACUGAUACUGAUGAAGAGGAUGAAGUUGAGUCAGGCAAAUUCUCGGGCAGCUCCCCGGCACCCCCAACUCAACCACAGGGCCUGAGCUACGCUGAGGAUGCGGCUGAGCACGAGAACAUGAAGGCAGUACUGAAAACCUCGUCCCCUUCCGUGGAGGAUGCGACUCCAGUUGGAGUGCGCCUGCGAAGCCGGGCCAGCAGAGGAUCCACUAGCUCAUGGACUGUGGGGACCGAUGACUCACCUAAUGUCACGGAUGAUGCAGCCGAUGAGAUCAUGGACCGCAUUGUCAAGUCGGCCACCCAAGUGCCCAGCCAGCGAGUGGUGCCACGGGAGAGGAAGCGAUCCCGCGCUAACAGGAAGUCAUUACGAAGAACCCUCAAGAGUGGCCUGACUCCGGAAGAAGCCAGAGCUCUGGGCCUGGUUGGCACCUCUGAGUUGCAGCUGUGACCUGCAGGUGUCCCUGAGAUGCACGUCCGAGCAGAAACCGAGCUCCAGUGAGGGGUGGGGGUGGGGGACAGGGGAGACUCUAUGUGGACAUGGGAAAGUUCUGAAAGGGGGUGUCCCCUUGUGGCCGUGUCCCCUGCUGUGCAAUGACUUGGCUCACCGGGGACCUCCCCCGUCUGCUUCCUCCGUCGUGCCAGCUGGCUGUGCUGCCUGGCUCCCGAGACCUUCUCUGCGUGAGGGCAGUCCUCGGCAGCCCGGGUCCCUCUCUUAGUUGCUUUGGGCUGAGAGCGACUGACUUGUUCCACUGCCGGGUCUGUGCGCCACACCAGCUUCCCGGAGUGGGGAAGCUCCACAGUGUCUGCAGAAAGUGGCGCAGGCAGUGGACUGGCUGUGGAUCUUAAAUGUACUAAAUGUCUAUACAGAGUCAUACAUGUACACCACGUGUCAAGUACUAAAUAAACGGAGUCUCAUGCCACCACGAGCACUGGUGUUCUCCUGGGCCCUCGGCAGCUGCACAGGUUCCUUCACCUGCCUCCAUGUGGAAGGACCUUGACUUGGGUCACCUUCAGACCCUUUGAAGGCGAGUAGCACGGCCACUGUGCUCCUGGAAACUCCUGCUUUUACAGGCCCAAGUCCUCACUGUGGCUCCCAUGAACUAUCAUUUCCUGUCACCUUGCCCUUGGACUUGGGUUUGGCUCCAUAGUGACAUUGAAAAGAAAACUCAGAGCCCCGUGUGAAAAAUCUGAACUCUUCUGUUACUUCUUGGUCUCUCAUGAACAAAUUCCAUUUUCUCAAAAAAUUGACAGUCACCGAAUGGAAAUGUCAAGCAUUGUCUCCAGAAAACUUCAGAAACGGCUCUAGUGCAGGUCAUCUGGGGCUAAGGUGACAAGAGGAAAAGGCACUGCCGGGGGGGUCUCCACAGAAGCCUCUCUGCCUGGGCUCUUGUGUUGAAGAACUGCUGGCUCCAGUGAUGAUGAAGGCACAGGUGAACUGCCGCAGCAGUGGUGGGGAGGCCACGACCUUCAACUUUGUCACACCUCCGAACCCUCUGGGCAUCUGCAUUCCCGAGCCCAGGUGUAUAUGAUUUAGAGACAACCUAAGGUUAUGUUGUCUGCAGAACCAAAGACAGUCCAUUCACCCCAUUGGCAUCUGUGAGUGUCCCCUGUUCUGCAACCCCACUCACUGAGAGACCCCGAGACUCUUUCAAGCAGGCCCCUGUUCAAUAGCACAUGAUCAACUUGAGUAGCCCAGGAGGGCCUGGAUCCUGGAAGUGCUGGGUCUGUAAUAUUACAGUGGAAUGUAUUGAAUCACUGUUGUGAAAAGGAGACCCGGAAGUAUUCAUGUUCAUUUCCUUAUGGUUCUAAAUAGCUUGUAAUAUGGUUUUGCAAAUGGUCUAGUGGCUUGUGAAAGUGUUUGCCUGUUGCAUUGGCAUUGAAUCCAGAAAUGGAAUCGCUGUGUCACUGACAUUGUGAUGUGUAAACAAAAGGAAAUGCAUUUUUGCUGCGUUUAGUUCAGCAAAAUACUUUGAUGUCCUGCCAGGAGCCAUUGGUGUUUGUUUUUGCCGACAGUUAUUGCUUUAAAUAAAAGGUCACAUUUGAA